AUGUCUCAAUCACCAGACAAGAAUGAAAAUGGUAGUGACACGCCCACCAAGGACGAGGAACAACCAAAACUACCAACUUUCACACUUUCCAUCGUCUCUCCUUCAGUAGAGGUCGCGAGUCCAUUGACUUUCCCCCAACUGUUGGUGACCACCACAGUACAAGAAUUGAAAGCAAAGAUCAGGGAAGUCGUGCAAUCAAAGCCAACCGACUCAGCUCAGCGACUGAUUCACCGUGGUCGAAUGCUUGAGAGGGAAUCGCAAACAAUGUUAGAGGUGUUUGGUCAAGAGAGCCUAUCAUCAUUGGAUACUCACACUCUUCAUCUCGUUCUUCGACCCGCUCCUCCAGAAGCAACUCCAACGAGAGCUGCAGAACCUCAUGCACAAAAUAACCCCGCGAAUAUACCCCUUCCUCAAACAUCGACCCCUCCACCACAGUUUCGUGGCCAGGCAGCUGCGCAAAAUCUACACCAACAACAUCGUGACUUUCACCAUGCCACGCACACGCAAAGACUGCAGCAAUUACAAAGGGAGGCGGAACGUCUACAGCAAGAACUAGAAGCAGGCACUCGAGCUUAUCAAUCUCAAAUUGGUCGUCUUCUCAAUUUGGGAAAUAAUAUGCCAACACCGCCCACAGUUACUCGAAAUCCGUAUGCAUCUACAAAUGCGAAUCAUACCUCGAUUGAACAACUUAUUGCGCAGCAUCAGCGAGCAAGACGCGUAGGACCACUUGGGGGACCGGAUACUGGCGGACAACCAAAUAUGUUUACGGCUUUAGACGAAAUGAACUCCGGUAGAUCAACACCUCAACUCAGGGCUCCUGACCAUAGCUCUACUUAUACUCGGGAGGGUGUCGGCCCAAAUGGGGAGAGGUGGCAAGUGACGAUAAAUGAGACUACAACCACAGUUCCUGCAGGGACAUUUCGAUCGCCCGAGAGACAUAACCCAUUUCGAUCACCUGAGCGACGUAGCUAUGCGCAACAUCCUGCAUCUCCAGCGGCAAGCACUGGAAACCCCGCGUUAGAUCUACAAAAUUAUUUGCGCAAUGUAGACAGGCUAAGAGCUCCCCAAGCACCUUCUGUGGCGCCAAGAUCUUCGUCAACUCCCCCGUCAGCGCAACCCGGAACUCAAACUCCAUCUUCUACCCCCGCACCCGCGACCACAUCCGCUCCUAGUACACCUUUGACCGCCAUAUCUCCCAACCCAGUAGCGACGAGUGCAUCUUUACCAAAUCUGACCGCAACUCCAGCAGUAUCUACCAGCAUUACGUCAUCCCAAUCUAUGGAGCCAAUGGUAUACAUACUCACGUCUCCCUCUGGCCCUCGUGCCCUUUUGAUCAACAAUUCCGAGACUUUCUAUACACCACGUUUUUCAAGAACCCGUCAGAGCAAUGUAAUCGGCUUGCCUGAAUAUCGUAAUAGAAAUGCUCAAAGAGCUAGAAUAGGACGUGGAAACCGACAGCGCGCAAACGAAGAAGUUCCUGCUGCAGAUUUCCCGCCUAUUCAUAAUCGUGCUCAAAGAGCAGGGGUGCCGGUCGCACUCCAGUUAGUCAAUGUGCUUUGGUUGGUUAUUCGGUUGAUUGGAUUCGUGUGGUUUUUCACUUCUGGAAACAGCAGCUGGUCAAGGUUCUUGAUGAUGAGCGGACUCGCAAUAGUCGUCUUUCUCAUAAACACAGGUGUUCUCACAGGAGUUUUCAAUGGUGUUGCAGAGCAAUUUUGGGGCCCAAUCAGAAGACAUUUAGAAAACUUAAUUCCACUAGCUGGACCAGAUGCUGCACUUGUACCUGCAGCAAAUGCAGCAGUAGUACCACAGAAUGGAGCAGCGGAAGCAAACACACCUACUCGGUUACCACAUGGCCAACUUGACGAGUCUCAAGUUGCAGCAAGAAUACUGGAGCAACAAAGACAAAGACAAGCUCAGCCGGGUUGGCUCAUAACUCAAAUUCGAAGGGCAGAACAUGCUGCGCUCCUCUUUGUGGCGAGUCUGGUUCCGGGUGUAGGAGAAAGACACAUUGCUGCGAGGGAUAACGCGGCUAGAGAAGCGGAGGCAGCAGCCGCUGAGGCAGAAAGACGACGAGUUGAAGCGGAGGCUGCUGAAAAUGGAGAAGCGGGUGCCACUGGACGAGCAAACGAUGGGGAACAUACAGAAAGAGCUGUUGAGGAAGGAGAGACGGGUGGUGAAAAUACAAGGCCAAAUGCAGAUAUCGAGCGCGAGGCGCCCCCCGCUCAACCUUUGGUCGUUUGA
Molecule: messenger RNA, 2241 nt
Organism: Botrytis sinoallii
Lineage: Eukaryota; Fungi; Ascomycota; Leotiomycetes; Helotiales; Sclerotiniaceae
Exons: 2
Coding region: 1-2241 (746 amino acids)
Biological process (GO): endoplasmic reticulum unfolded protein response
Source: RefSeq, a predicted model, not a curated record